ACCUCCCGUCCUCGCGCUCGUCUCGUCCUAUUCCCCAGUUCGUCCUCCGUCCCUCUGCUUCACGCCACAGCUCACCGCGCCCGCCGCCCUCUUAAGCCCCCCCUCCGCCUCCUCGUACUCUCGCUCUCACCACCUCACUGCUCCUGCUUGCUUCGCUUCUCCGAGACCUGAUUGGUUGGCGCCGGAUUCGGAGUGCCCCGGAGGAGAUCGGCGGCGGCGGCUGGGGUUCCUGCAGGACUCGGUACCCGGGAUCCUGCGCCGCGGUUCUUGGCUUUGCUGGAGGCCCAUGCCCUGAGCGAGGCGGCAGGCUCUGUUCCCCGGGGAGAUCUUGCAGCAGUAGCAGCUGAGGAGGAGCAGGAGAGAAGACCCAAUCCAUCCGGCGCCGACAUGGCCGGCAGCGACGAGGUCAACCGCAACGAGUGCAAGACGGUGGUGCCGCUCAACACCUGGGUGCUCAUCUCCAACUUCAAGGUCGCCUACAACAUGCUCCGCCGCCCCGACGGCACCUUCGACCGCGACCUGGCCGAGUACCUGGACCGCCGGACGCCGGCCAACGCGCACCCCACCGAGGGCGUCGCAUCCUUCGACCACGUCAUCGACAACUCCGUCGGCCUCGGCGUGCGCAUCUACCGCGCCGUCGCCCCCGCCCCCGUCCCCGCCAACGGGGCGGUCGGUGCCGCCGCGGCCACCCUGCCCAUCCUGGAGUUCCUCACGGGCGCGCCGUCCGCGGACCCGCUCCCCGUGAUCAUCUUCUUCCACGGCGGCAGCUUCGCGCACUCCUCCUCCAGCACGCUCAUCUACGACCACCUCUGCCGCCGCCUCGUCAAGCUCAGCAAGGGCGUCGUCAUCUCCGUCGACUACCGCCGCGCGCCGGAGCACCGCUACCCGUGCGCCUACGACGACGGCUGGACGGCGCUCAAGUGGGCGCUGGCGCAGCCGUGCCUGCGCAGCGGCGCCGACGCGCGCCUCCGCGUCUUCCUGUCCGGGGACAGCUCGGGCGGCAACAUCGCGCACCACGUCGCCGCCCGCGCCGCCGGCGAAGGCAUCAAGAUAUACGGCAACAUCCUGCUCAACGCCAUGUUCGGCGGCACCGAGCGCGCCGAGUCGGAGCGGCGGCUGGACGGCAAGUACUUCGUGACCAUCCAGGACAGGGACUGGUACUGGAAGGCGUACCUGCCGGAGGACGCGGACCGCGACCACCCGGCCUGCAACCCCUUCGGCCCCAACGGGCGGCGCCUCAAGGGCCUGCCCUUCACCAAGAGCCUCAUCAUCGUGUCCGGGCUCGACCUCACCUGCGACCGGCAGCUCGCCUACGCCGACGAACUCCGGGAGGACGGCCACGACGUCAAGGUGGUGCACCGCGAGAAGGCCACCAUAGGCUUCUACCUGCUGUCCAACACCGACCACUACCACGAGGUCAUGGAGGAGAUCACCGACUUCCUCCAAGCUAACCUCAUCUAGUACAUACACUUCUGGUUGUCCCGAUGCAAUCAAUCCAUCCAUCCAUCAAAUACUACUACUUCUACUCUACUGCUCUACUACUGCCUAUAGGAACAAGAAGCUGAAUCAAUGGUAAGCUUGACUUAUAGUACGUCUCUCUUAUACUAGUACCGCCUAGCUGGGGAUCAUCUUGGAGCCCGGCAAUGGCUCGCCGCGCUGUCUUUUGGCAAAGUGAUCACACGCUCCAAACUGAUGAAUCCCCAUGACUGUCUGAUGAUGAUAAACAACUCGAUGGCCUCGGGCCAUCCAUGGCCUUCGUCCCACUAA
Messenger RNA from Lolium rigidum, 1767 nucleotides. RefSeq names its product gibberellin receptor GID1-like. The record is from RefSeq and is a predicted model, not a curated record. Gene Ontology annotation, cellular component: cytoplasm; nucleus. NCBI's taxonomy places the organism in Eukaryota, Viridiplantae, Streptophyta, Magnoliopsida, Poales, Poaceae. Gene Ontology annotation, biological process: positive regulation of gibberellic acid mediated signaling pathway; raffinose family oligosaccharide biosynthetic process; floral organ morphogenesis. The coding region runs from base 388 to 1461 and encodes 357 amino acids. The transcript is spliced from 2 exons. Gene Ontology annotation, molecular function: gibberellin binding; hydrolase activity.